CUUGUUCUUAUGACAUUUUCAUGCAUUCUUAUUUAUAGGGGCUCGCCAUCUCUCGUUCGAACGAGAUUGUUGGUAGUUGUUUUCUUCGCGUGAAUGAAAAUUAUUGAUUAUUGUACUUAUUUUUUGUACAGAGCUAAGCUGUCAGUAAAAACUUCAAUUCUCAACGGGAUUACAUAUUACUGAACACUAACCAUUCUUGUUGAAACUAUACUCGAAACUAUUACUUUUUCUUACUACCACAUCACUAAUUUCGAGUUUGUUAUUACAUAGAUACAAGUAUCCUGAUUAAAAUGCCUAAAAAAAGAAUAAAUACUAAUGAUAAACCAAUACAAAGGCCACAAAGAAAUAUGAAAGCCAAAAAAGUAUUUGAUCCAUCUGAUAAUUAUUUACCGAAAAAAAGAAAUAAAUAUUCAUCAAGUAAACCAGUAAAUUUUAUUAAAUCUAAUAAUGUAAAAAACCGUAAUAAAAAAAAAAAACAGAAAGCUAUAGACAAAAAUAGUUUAAAAAAUGAUUUAUCCGAAUGUUCAGCUGAAGAGAGCAUUCCUGAAAGUGAACAUUCUUAUUCACCAUCAAAUCCUCCAAUUUCACCUACUGAAAUAACUCAAAAAAAAAUGGCAGAUGAUUGUUUUAUGUGCAAUACCAUUGGUGACAUAAACGAUAUUAUUGACUGUCCAAUAUGUUUAAUUAAAGUUCAUAAAGACUGUUUAGUUAUUAAAGAGCCUAUGUGGAAGUUUAAGCUUGAUUUAUGUCCCUGGCUCUGUGAAUCUUGCAGACAAUUUCAUUGUUGCCAAUGUCUUAAAAGUGAAACGGACUCGGAAUUUUUGAGUUGCAUAACUUGUAAAGUUGGUUUACAUUCUAAUUGCAUUGAAUCAUGUAGGAUUAAACCAUUAGAAACUAUAAGAAAUCUUGGCAUAUUUGUGUGUAUACCUUGUUUAACAUUGGCCACAGACAGAUUACCAGAAGAAGAAGAAGAAGAAGAAGAAGAAGAAAGAUGGCAUGAAAUAGAAAUGGAAGAAAUAGAUGAAAAAGCCGUGGAAGAAGAAGAGGAAGAAGAAAAUGAAAGAGUCCUGGAUGAAAGUGACGAAGAGAAGUUUGAAAAAGAAGAAGUAGAAGAAGAAAGUGAAGAAGAAAUAGAAUUUGUUAAUACAUCAUCAGACGAAAAUAAUAUGGAAGAUAAUGAUAACAACAGUAUUAAUUCAGAUAAAUCUUAUAAUUCAUCUAUUGACUAUGAAAAAGAGUUUACUGAAGUUCCAAAUGUAAACAUUCCAAAUGUAACUAGGUGGAAUAAAUACCAAGUAUAUGAAUAUUUAGCAGAUCGUUUACCUAAAGAAGUACUUGUUAAAAUAAUAACAAAUGAAAUUGAUGGCCGUGCUUUACAAUUACUUCGACGAUCAGAUAUCACGUUACAUAUGGGUUUGAAACUUGGACACGCCAUGAAAUUAUACAAACAAGUUCGAAUUUUACAAACACAAAGUACAUACCAUAAAACUUAUUGGGAAUAAUUAUUUCACUAAUCAUCAAAUAAAAUAAAGUAUGUGUUAAUGAUUUUUUUUUUUUUUA
Molecule: messenger RNA, 1560 nt
Organism: Sipha flava (yellow sugarcane aphid)
Lineage: Eukaryota; Metazoa; Arthropoda; Insecta; Hemiptera; Aphididae
Gene: Lint-O
Exons: 7
Coding region: 291-1502 (403 amino acids)
Source: RefSeq, a predicted model, not a curated record